AUGAAAGGAAGAAUCCCCAUUCUCACCCACAACGCCCUGCUCAGAGUAACCAACCUUUGCUGUGCGAGUGAGCGAAGAUGUCCAUUCGCCUUUUUCGAAAAGAAGAGAAGCAUCACAACGAACAUCUCCAGCAGCAAAGAGGUUAAAAUUAAACAUGUGGGGGAGCUUAAAUUAAAAAGUUUAAAAAAAAACAAAACCGUUACGAAGGAUGACACGAACGAAGAUGUAUACAUUCUGAAUGGGAAAAUAUUAUAUGCACAAAAGAGUAAGAAAGAAAAAAAUGAUUUAAAAAUAAAAUAUGGUUUGAAGAGGGCGAAGUAUCUGGACACGACGAGAAAUUUAUUUUAUUCCAAGUUGAGCGACAGUUUGGGGGAAAGUAACUCCGUCGAGGUUCCCACUCAGGAGGUUACCCUUAGAAGUUUGGAAGGCGUAGCCGCACAUUUGGCAGGUGUGAAUAGUGAGGAGAAUGCUGCGGCUGUGCAGACUGCCGUAGCAGAGACAACCGAAGCUACUUCCAUCAGGGGUGAUACUACGAAUGGUGCAUUCCACGCAGGGGAAACGAAAUCAAGUGACUCCCCCAUGGAUAUGCUAAAUGGCGAACCGGAGAGAAGUUCGAAUUUACAAAAUGGUAACUACUGUCAUGUGAGUGCCCCCCCUAAUGGGCAGCACGCAAGUAAAAUUCUGACAAGCGAAAAUGUGAAGCAACCCUUCGCGGAAGAAGAGGAGAAAGAUAAAAAUAAAGACACGAAUGACACUUAUGAUAAAUCGAGCCGCUAUGGAAGUAACCCCAAACUUAACAAUGAUAAGGACACUUCCGCAGGUAAUACAAACCACGGAGGGGUGAACACACCCCCAGAAGGUGUUGGAUCAGAAAGUGGUAAGUUACAAAAUGAUGGAUCAGAAAGUGGCCCCCCCAAAAAUAACAACCCCCCAAAACGAGACAUUUACGAAAUUUUGCAAGAAAUUACCCAUGAACCGAGCAGGCACGAAAUGAAGGCCUUCCUAAAUUCUCUGCUAAUGCAUAAAAAUAAAAAGUGCACAAGAUUCCUGGGGAACUACAUAAGCCUAUACUUUUGCAACAUCCUCAGUGAAGAUUUAAAGGACUUAAAAUAUUCCUAUUUCGAUGGAGUAACCCUUUGUGUAAAUACUUUUUUCAGUAUGCUCAAAGAGUUGGAUGAAGAUCAGCUGUCCAAAAUGACGAACAUUUAUUUGAAGGAUUAUUUUUUAAAAAUUUUCCAAAUUUUAAAAUCGAAUAAUUUGAGUUUGCAUUUUGAAAAUUUAAAAAUAGAGAACAUGAGAUUGUUGUACAUAUAUAACAUAUUAGGGUUAACAAGGAAGGAGGGAAAAAGGACAAAAAAAGAAAAUAUAAAAAAAUUCCUCUAUCAAUAUAUUUGUGUGCAAAAUGAAGAUUUAGCUGUUUUGAAAAACACCAACAAAAUGAAGUUCCUCUCAAAUAUAAUUAAAAAUGGAGUUACCACUAGGAUGCACAUGUUGGUCAUUCUGUCAUAUGACCUGAGUGCAUACGACACGACUUCUUCCAACUGUAUUACAAAAACGCAAUUUAAAAAUAUCCACUUGGAAGUUAUCCUGGAGAAUCAGCUGGAAAAUCCUUUCUUCUCUUUGCAAUCCCCAGAUUCGAUAGACCUCAAGUCGUCUGGAUGGUCCCUCGUUGACGUGAAUCAAAUAUUGAACGGCAAUUUGCCAUACGAGUGA
Plasmodium coatneyi is the source of this 1713-nucleotide messenger RNA. RefSeq lists its product as uncharacterized. Bases 1 to 1713 code for a protein of 570 amino acids. NCBI's taxonomy places the organism in Eukaryota, Apicomplexa, Aconoidasida, Haemosporida, Plasmodiidae. The record is from RefSeq and is a predicted model, not a curated record. The transcript has a single exon.